AUGUGGGAAAAAGCUACAGUGCCCUCAGCUGGGCAAAGCUGUGACACCACCACCAGCCUGUGUGCUCUCAGCGCAAUGGUGGAAGCGUUUGUUCGAGAGCUUCUGAGCGUGUGUCUCCAGAGGAUUGCUUUAGAUGAAGAAAUGUGCUCAGAACUCGAGUUGAUUCAGAUUGUGAGGAACUAUGAAGCCACCAGGAGGCGCUGGCUACAGGCGGAGCUGGAGCUGAAGAAGCACAAGGAGCUCCUGGUGAAGUCGGAGGUGGCGCGGACCGCGCUUGAGGUGAAAUUAAAACACGCCCGGAACCAGGUCGACAUCGAGAUCAAGAAACGCUACAAGGCCGAGGCGGACUAUCAGUAUUUGGAGCACCAGAUGCAGCUGAUAUGUGACAUAUUGGCGAACGAUACUAAGUCGAGUGCUUGCCUGAACGAUGAACAGAGAUCGAUGCUGGCCACCUUCAAUCACAGAGGCGCCAACAUAACUCUGCACAAAAGUAAAAGGUUGUCUGUUAUUGAUGAGUCUUCGUUCCUGUCUCACUCCGAUAUCAGUUACGACAGAACUGAUGAUGACCUGGACCUGGACACGACUGUGGUCAAACCUCUGAGGUCACGAGCCAGGGAGAAAAGGCGCUCUUCCUUGGGGCCCAGUGUUGGCCCACCUGUCCAAAAAAGGGGGAGGGUCAGCGGGCGCUCGGGAGACCUGUUGGGGGUGAGACAGGUGGAGAAGGAAAUCGAAACCACUGUUGUGAAAGCCUCCGUAACAACUCCUGAGAGCGGAGGCCAGAUUCACAUGGUCAUCGAUAUCACCCAAGAAACCCCUGAGAAACUGCCCAAGUCUCUCCGGGGUGAACACAUCGCCCCUGUCACUGCAGAGCAAACGUCAAUUUGGGCUCCAGCUGAUGAAACCAGGGGCGAGUCUGCAGUCGUUACAGAGAUGGAGGUGACCGCGGCAAACCCAAAACUUCGCCCGGUGUUCACUCCCACCCUGGACAAGGCCUUGCAGCAUGUCUUCCUGUCGAAAACGGUGAUCCGGCCUGAAAUUUGCAUUCCGUGCGGAAAGAGGAUCCGGUUUGGCAAGAUGGCAGCAAAGUGUCGGGACUGCCGUUUGGUGGCCCAUCCAGAGUGCAAACACCUGUCCACUCAGUCCUGCAACCCCAGUGCCACUGUUCCCACCUGCAGCCCCUCAGAGGACACUUUGGAGAGUUUUGCUCCCUCCACUCAACCACGGAUCCCUCUUUUGAUUGUACAGUGCGUUAAUGAAAUUGAGAAGAGAGGACUAGAAGAAAAAGGCAUUUACAGGGUGCCUGGAGGGGAGCGAAUGGUGAAGGAACUUAGGGAGCAGUACAUCCUCAAGAAAACGCCACUGACGCUUGGUAAAGAGGAGAUCCAUGUCAUCUGCGGUCUCCUGAAAGACUUCUUGAGAAGACUCAAAGAGCCUCUUGUCACCUUCAAGCUGCACAGAACCUUCAUGGAGGCCUGUGAAAUCCCAGAUGAUGGGAGCAGCUCAGCAGUGAUGUACCAGGCCAUUGAAGAGCUGCCACAGCCCAACAGGGACACACUGGCGUUCCUAAUGCUGCACCUGCAGAAAGUGAUGCAGAGUCCGCAGUGCAAAAUGGAUCUGAACAAUUUAGCCCGAGUGUUUGGACCCACCAUCGUCGGACACGGCAUGCCCGAACCCUCACCCAUGACUAUCAUGAAGGACACGAACACCCAGCCCAAAGUGGUUGCCCGAAUGCUGUCCUUCCCUUCGGAGUACUGGAAACGUCUCAUCAUGGUGGAGAGGGAUCAGGUCAUCUCGUCUGUGGUUGAUGCCAAGAUCAAUAACGAAAGCAACACCGUCGACCGAGAUCGCCUGUUCAAGCCACUGACCUCCCCCGAGUUGAGUAAAUACCCCAAAACCCAGCCCAGUGGCUCCCUUAGGGGCAGAAUGAAAACCCUGGGCACUGCCUUCAACACCACAGCAAAGGCCAAGACGGACCCAAGCAAGAAAAAGUUCUUUACAUCGCCAAAAUGA
Megalops cyprinoides (Indo-Pacific tarpon) is the source of this 2010-nucleotide messenger RNA. Its product is annotated as rac GTPase-activating protein 1. Lineage: Eukaryota; Metazoa; Chordata; Actinopteri; Elopiformes; Megalopidae. The record is from RefSeq and is a predicted model, not a curated record. Gene Ontology annotation, biological process: signal transduction. Bases 1 to 2010 code for a protein of 669 amino acids. The transcript is spliced from 17 exons.